ACUAAAUAGUUUAUUGUAGGGUUGAAAGUGCGAAGUGAAUAAUAAAAUGGCUUUAAGUGGGUGUAAGUUACUAACGUUUUUAAAUAAAAUUAAGCAUGUAUCUUCAAGAUCGGUGUCACAGUAUUAUCCUAUUGAUGAACAUAUUUUUGGAUUAUCUGAUGAACAAAUACAGUUACGUGAAACAGUUUUUAAUUUUGCACAAAAAGAGUUAGCUCCAGUAGCCAACGAAAUUGAUAAGAAAAAUAAAUUUGAUAACCUAAGAAGUUUUUUCAAGCAUCUCGGCAACUUAGGAGCUCUGGGUAUUACUGUAAAUCCUGAAUAUGGAGGUACCGGAGGAAGUUACACCGAUCAUGUCAUUAUUAUGGAAGAACUAAGUAGAGCUUCUGCAGCUAUAGCUCUUUCUUAUGGAGCUCAUUCGAAUUUGUGUGUAAAUCAAAUCCAUCGAAAUGGCAGUGAUUAUUUAAAAAAGAAAUAUCUGCCAAAAUUGUGCUCGGGUGAACAUAUAGGAGCUUUAGCGAUGUCAGAACCUGGUUCCGGUUCCGAUGUAGUGUCUAUGAGGUUGAAAGCAGAAAAAAAAGGCGACCAUUAUGUGCUAAAUGGAAAUAAGUUUUGGAUAACUAACGGACCAGACGCAGAUGUUUUAGUCGUUUAUGCAAAAACUGAUCCUAAAUGUAAGAAAUCACAACAUGGAAUAUCAGCUUUUGUAAUUGAAAAACAUUUUAAGGGUUUUAAAGCUGGUCCUAAGUUAGAUAAAUUAGGUAUGCGAGGUUCAAAUACGGCUGAGUUAAUAUUUGAAGACUGUGUAGUUCCCAAAGAAAACUUAUUAGGUUCAGAAAAUAAAGGUGUGUAUGUGCUUAUGAGCGGAUUAGAUUUGGAAAGAUUAGUGUUGGCAGCUGGACCUGUAGGCAUAAUGCAAGCUUGUUGUGAUGUUGCUUUUUCUUAUGCUCACGUUAGGAAACAAUUCAACCAACGUAUAGGCGAGUUUCAGUUAAUACAAGGUAAGCUGGCUGAUAUGUACACAACAUUAAGUGCUUGCAGAAGUUAUUUGUACAAUGUAGCUAAAUCUUGUGACAAAAAAAAGGUAAACAGGAAAGAUUGCGCUGGUGUUAUUUUAUACUGUGCUGAAAAAGCUACUCAAAUGGCCCUGGAUUCAAUACAAAUUUUAGGUGGUAAUGGGUUCAUUAACGAUUACCCAACGGGAAGAUUUCUCAGAGAUGCCAAACUUUACGAAAUUGGAGCUGGAACAUCAGAAGUUAGAAGACUGGUUAUAGGUAGGGUUAUUAAUUCAGAGUAUUCAUAGAGAAAUAUCUUUGUUCUUCUAAUGUCCUAAAUAUUUCAUGUUAUAAAAAUUUUAAUAAAACCCUCUAUACAUUCU
Molecule: messenger RNA, 1375 nt
Organism: Diabrotica balteata
Lineage: Eukaryota; Metazoa; Arthropoda; Insecta; Coleoptera; Chrysomelidae
Source: the annotation of a GenBank genome assembly